AUCUUAAACUUGUCAAUUGACAAUUGUCAUUCAUUUCUGUUUUUCAGGUUACUUAAUGUUUAUGUUAAUAAAUUGUAUGAUAUACAUAGAUAUAACAAGGUUUUGAUGUAAAUACAAUUUAAAACAAUAUAAUAUAUACAUAAAUUCAAAUGUUAAAAUUAGGGAUUCCUAGCUUUUUCUUAUUUAUUCUGAUAUUGCAAAUUAAAGGAGAUGACUUUAAAGAAGAAAUAUUUAUUAAACCGCUACCCCCAUCUCACCUUUACGUUAAUUUCCAUUUCAUAACACUAGUAAAUGGAGAAGAAUCAUUUGAACAUUCUCAUCUUGCUCCAAGAUCUCUGGGCGAAAUCAUGUCUCGCUAUCAAGUAGAAGAGCUACAUCUGACUUUAACAGAAGGGCAAUGGAAACAUAAGCAGUGGGGCUACCCAGUCUUAGAUGCUGCCCCUGGAGCCGAACUUUAUGCAUGGUUUAGUCCAGAAGUGAUAGACGUUGAUGCUCAUUGGAAAAAACUAAGUUCUACCCUAUCUGGACUUUUUUGUGCAUCAUUAAAUUUUAUAGAAAACUUCAAUACAAUAACUCCGAAAAUGUCCUUAUGGCCAACAGGUGCACAAAAAUUAAAACAAAAUUAUACAUCUCAACUAAGAUAUGCAUCUCUGCCCCGGGAAAUUGUUUGCACAGAAAAUUUAACACCUUGGAAAAAAUUACUUCCAUGUGAAUCAAGCCAUGGCUUUUCUUCUCUUCUUAAUUCCCGUAUGAUUCAUAAUACAAAUUAUCAUUCCAUUGGAGUUCACGUAAGAAGAACAUGUGUUGAUAACAAUUGCUUAGACACAAACUUAGAAAUUAAACAAACUGUAGCCCUUGUUUAUGAUUUCAAAAUUAUUAAUAGCAUGGAUUGGUCAUUUAGGAAGUUAUUCGGGCAAGGAUUGCCAGGAGCAUGUCCACUUUCAUCUUCUAGUAAAAUUUAUAUUGACACUACUUCAAAUAGCACUUACCGCUUCAAGCUCAGCCCAGAGCCCAAUAAUAUUGUGUUAUCUCAAAGGGGUGGAAGUGAGACUGAAUUAGCUGUUUAUAAUAUUACUAAUUCUGUUAUGAUGAAUAUUGUAGCAAAAUAUGAAACAAAGGACAAAAUAUUUGUAAAUAUACCCCCACCAUUGACAUUCACGCAAUAUGUUCUUGGCUAUGGCAAAGAAUUUGGGGGUAUUGUGACUGAGCUAACGAACAACUACUGGGCUCCUAUAGAUGUUGUUCUUUUAGAAAAUGCACCUUGGUGGCUGCCUAUACAACUAAGUUCAUUAAGGAUUAAUGGGGAAGCAGAGAGUAAAUUAAUAAUGUCACAGUAUUAUUCUCCAGGAAAAAGUAGGCAGAAACCAUAUCACUUGGAGCUUUUGUUGAGGCUUCCUCCUAAAUCUACAACCACUUUGACUAUAGAUUUCGAAUUUGUAUUUCUCAAAUGGCAAGAAUAUCCGCCUGAUGCAAACCAUGGAUUCUACAUUGGAUCUGCAUUAAUAUCGGCAAAUCUUCCAACGGCAAAAAAUUAUACCAGUCUACCAAUUCAUGGAAAUACAUUUGAUUCUGUUAUAAAUGCUUCAAAACCAUGGUAUCCAAUGAUAUUUAGAACAAAUGGGGCUAUGGUGUCAUUACCAACACCUGACUUUAGUAUGCCAUAUAAUGUAAUAUGCUUAGCAUGUACAGUAGUUGCUUUAGCAUUUGGUCCUUUAAAUAAUAUAUGUACAAAAGAACUAGUCUUAAAAGCUGCUGGUACACCUCUUUCUCUACGUCAAAAGAUAUUCAAUAUAUUUAAAAAGAAAAAAGACUAAUAAUGUAAUCAGGUGUUUAAUUU
Messenger RNA from Vanessa tameamea, 1837 nucleotides. RefSeq names its product GPI transamidase component PIG-T (gene PIG-T). The transcript has 3 exons. NCBI's taxonomy places the organism in Eukaryota, Metazoa, Arthropoda, Insecta, Lepidoptera, Nymphalidae. Gene Ontology annotation, cellular component: GPI-anchor transamidase complex. The record is from RefSeq and is a predicted model, not a curated record. Gene Ontology annotation, biological process: attachment of GPI anchor to protein. Bases 150 to 1814 code for a protein of 554 amino acids.